Messenger RNA from Elaeis guineensis (African oil palm), 819 nucleotides. RefSeq names its product sm-like protein LSM5. Gene Ontology annotation, molecular function: RNA binding. Gene Ontology annotation, cellular component: U6 snRNP; U4/U6 x U5 tri-snRNP complex; Lsm1-7-Pat1 complex. Lineage: Eukaryota; Viridiplantae; Streptophyta; Magnoliopsida; Arecales; Arecaceae. The record is from RefSeq and is a predicted model, not a curated record. Gene Ontology annotation, biological process: mRNA splicing, via spliceosome.
GCUUGUAUACGAAUAAGGAACACAAAACCCUAGCCAUCGUCAAGCUUCCCUAUUCGGCCGCUCCAAGCCUUCUACCCCCGAUUGAGACUGCUGGGGACGGAAAAGAGAGAGGGAAAGCCGGGGAAAAACAAGGGACAAAUCAAGGAAAACAAAGGAAAAGCAGAAAAAAUUGAAAGCACUAAUGCAUCCGUUCUCGGUACAAAAUAAACAUUAGCACGUGCCGUAAACCAGUAUAUCAAGGAAACCUGCUUGGUGCUCCUCUUUCCUAUUUGCUGCUGCGUGCUUGAAUACUGCUGUAAUCCACAUAAAAUCUUGGACUUGCUGAAAAAGAGGAGAGUGGAAGGAGUCGAAGGCGAAGAUGUCACACAACCCUUCUCAGCUCCUCCCUUCUGAGUUGAUUGAUCGGUGCAUCGGAUCGAAGAUAUGGGUGAUAAUGAAGGGUGACAAGGAGCUCGUCGGAACGCUUAGGGGUUUCGAUGUCUAUGUCAAUAUGGUCCUCGAAGAUGUCACCGAAUAUGAAAUCACAGCUGAAGGUCGCCGGAUAACAAAGCUUGAUCAGAUACUGCUGAACGGCAACAAUAUUGCCAUCCUGGUCCCUGGUGGUUCUCCUGAUCCAGAAUGAAAGAACAGAUAUUUGUGAAGUGAGCUGAGAUCUAUUGGCUUUUUUAAGUUGGUGAACUGAUAUAAAAUCAAAAUGUCAAUAGAUUAUUGUGAACCAAAUAUGUAGGGUGAUACCAGUUCAUAUGCUUAUGUUCUAUGGAAAUCUAUUUUCGCAGAUACAUUCGAUCUGCCUGGAUCAAUUGCUGACAUGCUUUUCGU